GGCCAAGCGCCCCCUAACUCAACUGCGCACCCGCUGCGGUCCGGGAGCUGUCAUGGCCGCCGACGUCGCCUGGCUAUUCGAGAGCCUUCUCCGGCAGCCUCACCCAGCUUCGCCGCUCCCGCUGGCCCGCCACCCAUCGUCUCUCGUGUGCCCUGGCUGACGAAGUCAUCCGCUGCCUUGUGCCGCCGAGUCUGAAUUACAAACCAUACCACACCGCACCGCACCUUUAUAUACGGACCGCGGCUUCAUAGCAGCCAUGGCGACCCCAAAGAACCACCCGGACCCCAUGGCCUCGGACACGAGCUACGUCGAGAUGGACCGCACCGAAGACGCCACCCUCAUCGGCAAGCACUGCCAGCUCGACUACUGCAACCAGCUCGACUUCCUCCCCUUCCACUGCCAGUCCUGCAAGAAGACCUUCUGCCUCGACCACCGCACCGAGGAUGCCCACAAGUGCGAGAACCGCGGCGCCUGGGCGGAGCGCAAGCGCCAGGCCCAGCUCGCCCGCCCCUCCGCCGGCGCCGGCAAGCUCAUGCGCGACACCGUCUCUGUGAAGCCCUGCAGCGAUGACAGCUGCAAGACCGUCAUCGGCACCCCGCAGUCUACGGGGGUGCACUGCGACCGGUGUAAUCGCGACUACUGCCUCAAGCACCGGCUACAAGAGGACCACGAUUGCAAGAACAAGGUCCCCAUAGGCGCACGGCCGGGGAGGGAUCUAAAUGCCGUGCGCGAGCAGACGGCAAGCACAUUCUCAAAACUAAAGGCUCUUUACAGCGCCAAAAAGAAGGAGCAGACCAGCAAGGGCCUGUUUGGCAAGGACCGUGCUGCUCAACAAGCGGCGAACGAAGCGAUGAGAGUGCUCAAGAGAGAUGCCCAGGGAGACAAGAGAGUUGCGCCGGAAAAGCGGAUAUACCUAUACGUUGAGGCAGAGGCGGAGACAACGGUCGCCAAGAUUCCAAAAGGCAUGUUCUUCUACUCGCGAGACUGGGUAGUCGGUCGCAUGCUUGACGAGGCUGCAAGAAGCCUGCAAGUUGAAAACACCAACAAUCGAACUGCAGACGAGAAGAACCGCCUCAGAGUCUUCCACGUGGAGUCUGGAAACAUGCUGGAGUUCAACGAGAAACUCAGUCAGCAAUUGCAGACAGGAAACACGGUUGUAUUGUUACGUGGUAUUGGUCCGCCGCCAAAUCUCAUCGAAUUAUAGGCAGGGCAUUUUUAUUGUUUGAGUAAUCGUUCUGAGCGUAUAUAUAGCGGUGGCGUUGAGCAUUUUGUCCGUCCUGCUUCAAGCAUAGAAGGCUGUCACUGCCAUGGCAUACAGGAAAAUCAAAGACGCAUUCCAAUACUCUCCAAGUAGUAUCAAGGCCAUUUCGUGACCGAAUCCGCAUCACUAAGAUACCAACUGGUAUCAUAUAUGGGGCUGGUUGUUGAAGAACCAUCCAUGAUUGCAAUGUCCAUGAGGGGUUAGAGAGCGCAAAGCGGUGUUCAACACAACACGACACAUGUG
Molecule: messenger RNA, 1504 nt
Organism: Microdochium trichocladiopsis
Lineage: Eukaryota; Fungi; Ascomycota; Sordariomycetes; Xylariales; Microdochiaceae
Product: AN1-like zinc finger protein
Exons: 1
Coding region: 257-1204 (315 amino acids)
Cellular component (GO): cytoplasm
Molecular function (GO): zinc ion binding
Source: RefSeq, a predicted model, not a curated record